AUGGGUUACGAUUCACCAUCCAGAGGAAGAGGCGGCGGAGGAGGUUUCCGAGGUGGUCGUGGCGGUUCACCAGGAGGCUUUCGAGGCCGUGGAGGAGGCGGCGGCUUCAGAGGACGUGACAGCGACGGCGGAGGAUUCCGUGGAGGUCGUGGAGGCGGCUUCAGAGGUCGUGACAGCGACGGCGGAGGCUUCAGAGGCGGACGUGGAGGCGGUGGCUUCCGUGGUCGUGACAGUGAUGGCGGCGGUGGAUUCCGUGGAGGUUUCCGAGGUGGCCGUGGCGACUCGCCCGGUUUUCGCGGUGGCUUCCGCGGAGGACGAGAUGGCGGCGACGGUGAAGUCUCAGGAGGUGAGCAACAGUUCAAUUAUUAGUGUUUAUUUUUCGAGCUUUACAUUUUUUCGGUUACUGACUUUUUUUUUCAGUCUCAGAAGCGUGAUGCUCAUAGAGCAUUAAGCCAUAUUCUCAGUUCUUGUAUCAAUUUUUUAAUUCCAGGAUACUCCGGUCGCAAGGAAUUCUCGCCACGCGGUCGCGGUGGCGGAUUCAGCCAAAGAGGAGGCAGCGGUGGCUUCAGAGGAGGGGAUCGAGGAGGCUUCCGCGGCGGUCGUGGUGAUGGUUUCCGUGGUCGAGGCGAUGGUUUCCGCGGCCGGGGCGGAGAUCGUGGCGGCAGGGGCAGCUUCACGCCUCGUGGCGGUCGAGGUUAGCUGGAGAAUGAAGAAUUUUUUUUAAUGAAUGUUGUGUUUUUAGGAGGAUUCCCCAACAAAGGAGCUUUCAGUGAAAAGCGCAAGACUUUCGGCGAUGAAGAUGACGAGGAAGGUUAGUGCCAAAAAAAUUUCCGAGAAAAUUAUUCAAUUUUAGAGCAGCCGAAUGCUAAGAGGGUAAAGUCUGCGCCAAACACGCCAUUGGCUGGAAAGAAAUUCCAAAAGGUACUGUUGAAUCACAAGGACGGCUUUGGAGAAAUGCAAGAUGGCUAUUUCUAAAACCACUUAUCUUUUAAAAAUUAAGUUGAAUUUAUAAUGAAGGUGCUAGCUAGUUCCAGAAGUCUAGAUAUUAGUUUUUUCAAUAAUAAACUCCGAUCGUCAAGCCAACCUUAAUGCCAAUUUUUUCUCUUUUUUUUUCUGUACAUGUUAUUUUGUUCUGCCUGUAACUAAAUAAUAUUAUUAUUAACCUGAUUUCCGGAAGAGAACUUAUAUUGUCAAUUUUCAGAAGGGACCUUACGGAGAAAGCGACGAUGAUGACGACGAAGAGACUCCCAAGAAAGUGAAAAGAGUGCCAAUCACCUCGAACGGUCAGGAAGAUUCCGAUGAGGAAGAUUUCGACGACGAAGAAGAGGAUGAGGAGGUCGAGGAAGAGUCUGACGACGAGGAACCUGCACCAGCUGCUGCUGCUGCCAAAAAAGUAGCUGUCCCAAAAAAGGCUCCAGCUCAAGCGGAGAGUGACGACGAAGAUGACGAAGAGAUCGACGAAGAUGAGGAGGAAGAAGAAGGUUUGAAGCUCGAAAUCCGAUAAAAGAAUAACGCUUUGUUCAGAUUCUGACGACGAACCCGCUCCCAAGAAGGCUGUUGUCACGCCUGUGAAGGGUAAAGCAGCUGUCGCUGAUGAUGAAGAUGACGAUGAUGAGGAAGAAGAAGACGAGGACGAAGAAGAGGAGGAGGAUGAUGAAGACGUGAUAAAUAAAUAUAUAUAAACCAGUUAAUUUUUUUAUUCUAGGACGAGGACGAGGAAGUGACUGAGCCAGUGACGUCUAAAACGCCUGCCCUCAAGAGCUCCUUGAAAAGCGCUGCAACCACCGAAGAGAAGAAGAAAGUCGACCUUUCUGCAGUUGCUACUCCAGUGACGGCUGUUUGCUAUUUCUUCUCAUACAUACCUAAAAAUGGGCAUUUUUAGGGCAAGAAGACUCCAGCGACCCCUCAUCCUGCUAAAGGCAAAGCUGUCGAUGUCCCAAAACUCAAUUUCGACGACGAUUCUGAGGAUGAUGAGGACGAGGAGGAUGAAGACGAAGAAGUGGAUGAGGAAGAAGUACGUAGCAUUCUUGGAAAACUUGAAAGAGCUAAGAAAAAAUUAAUUAUUGAGGAACUUCUGCCUCAAAAUAAGUUUUUGUGCAUAUUUAUUGCGAUAAAAAUUAAAAGUUUAAUUCAGAAAUUUGACGCUUUCUAGACAAUAAAAAUCAGGUGUAAACUUUUUUCCUUCACUAGGUUGAACCAUGCGCUCACAGAAAUUAAAACUCUGGGUAAAUAUACAUAAUUUUCUAGGAGGAAAGCGACGAGGAUGUUCCCAUCAAGAAGCAGCUCCAACAACAACCUAGCGGCGAAGAAAGCGACGACGAGGAAGAAGAUGAAGACGAAGAGGAAGAAGAAGACGACGACGAGGAUGACGACAAAGUUGCAUCCGUCGCCCAAUUGAAGAAACCUCUACCUACUCGUGCUGGAAACACUGCUAAGGCUGCUGAUUCUGAUAGUGAAGAGGAUGAGGAAGAGGAAGACGAGGAAGAAGAAGAUGAUGAGGAGGAGGAAGAGGAGCAGCCGAAAAAAGUUGCUGCUCAACCGAUCAAGGCUCCUACGAUCCCUCCGAAAGCCACCGCCGCUCAGGAACAAAAGGGAAUCAAGCGAAAGAUUGAAGAGAAGGCUACCAAUGGAAAGCAAGUCAAAACUGCGGUGAGUAUCUGGAUAACUGGUAGCAUUUUGAAAAAGUUGGAAGUUCGAGAAAAACCCUUCAACUAUUCUCUUUCAAAAAAACGCUAUAACUUUUCCGCGAAGUGACUGAGAUCCAAAAAUGUGAAUACUGCAAUUCAAUUUUUAGUAUUUUCAUAAUCUUGUGUAAUAAAAAAAAGUUGAAUUCAAAUCUUUUGCAUACUGAUAUUUUUUAUGAAGAGAAGCCCCACCCCGAUGUUGCGAAAAUAAAAUGAUUGAUUGAAGAGAAGCCCCUUAUAUUUCAUUUAAAAAAAUAAUUUAAUUUCUAGUGCAAAAAUUAUGAAGAUUAGACAAGAAAAAAAGCUUGAACCCUAAAAAUCGGUGACUCGUUUUUUUUCCAAUGGAUUAUUUUUUUAAUAAAAAGUUCUUCUUCAGCUCGAUGAGGGUGUUCUUGGUGAAGAGGAACGUCGCCGAGUAGAACGCCACAACCGCACACUCUACGUCAAGAAUUUCCCUCAUAACAUGCCGGUAAAAAAGGUCUCAAUGUAAUAGCUCUAAAUAUUAUUUUGAAGGACUCUGAGCUCUCGAAACUGGCGCCCGAUGUCGAAUCGGUUCGCAGAAACCGGAAAGCAACGUUCGGAUGGAUUUUCUUCAAGACUGAGGCGGCUUGCGACAAGGCCCACGAUCUUUUGAACAAGAAAAACCUGAAAGGCCGCGAGUUGUUUGUUGAUUUCUGCGGAGCGAAAUCGAAGAACCCACCCGGUUUGAUUUUUUACGUGGUGAAUUAGUUAAUUAUAUUUUUAGGAGAUAAACCUAAGCUUUCGACGGAGGUAAACCCCUUGGAGUUGUACCUUUCGCCGCUACCCGCCGAGUGCAAGCAGACCGACCUGAAGAACAUCUACCCACAGGCUGAAAGCAUCGUCAUGAAAACUGGAUUCAAGGGAGCGUUGAGCAGAAAGUUUUCCCCUUUCGAAAUUCACCUGAUAACUUUUCUUUUCCAGAGUCGCUUUCAUCAAGUUCCCAUCGGAAGAAGAAGCUCGCGCUGCCUUCCUGAAAUCGAAAAACUUGAAGAUCAAGUCGCAGAAUGUUGACGUGUUUUAUUCGCACCUGAGAAACAACCUGAACAAAGUCAAGCCCAAGGAGAAUGUAAAGGUGAGUUCAUCUGGAAUGAAAGUCAAAUUAAAUUUUUUUUUUAAAUAGCUUCGUUUUUUUUUUCGAAUAAAUAUUGUAAAUCGAAUUUUUAAAAUUUCUGAUUUUUAGGACAGCAAGAAAAAUCAACCUGCUGCAAAACAACCCUUGAAGCAGCAAAAGUUGGCCCCCGCCAAAGCCGAUUCUGAUGAUGACGACAGCGAUGUCGCCUCAAGUGACGAAGGAAUCGAAGAGCUCGAUGAGGCUCCUCAACCUAAGAAAUUUUUGAAAAAGGUGCUUUUUUUGAACAACUUUUGAUUGAAGAUGAGAUUCUUUCACAGUUGGCGUCUUCCUUUUUUUUUCAAUUGGUCUAUCUAAUAAUUGAACCAUCUUUUGAAAAUCAGAUCUUAAAAAAUUAUUUCGAAAUUCAAAGGCGCCUUAAAUUAUAUUUACUGGUGCAAAUAUUUUUCUCUCAACUGUAAGCCAACUGUGAAAGAAGUUAAAAAAUUUUCCUCGAAGACUGUUCUUAGUUUUAACAAAAUUUAAUUAUGUUUCAGGCGCCGACGGUUGUGAAGGCUGGCUUCAAAGGAAAGCCUGGACAGAAGAGAAAGUAA
Molecule: messenger RNA, 4367 nt
Organism: Caenorhabditis auriculariae
Lineage: Eukaryota; Metazoa; Nematoda; Chromadorea; Rhabditida; Rhabditidae
Source: the annotation of a GenBank genome assembly